AUGAUUUACGUGCAUCGCCCUGUAUAUGAUAUAGAAUAUGUAUAUAGAACUUCUGGAAAUAUAACCUAUAUUAAUUUUCCAACCGAAGACAACUUAAUAUUGAUAUACAGCCAAAUGCUAGAACAACACCUGAUGAAUCCUAUCAACAAAUUUAACUUAGCGCUGACAAAAAUUGCAGAAUCAUUAUUAAAUGCAGCAUUGUACUGUCACCACAAAAUUUCAACAACAUUCCUACCAACAGCAGUCAAAUUUCAUUACGUAUUUAAUCUGCGUGAUCUCUCAAACAUCUUUCAAGGCAUACUGUUUGCACACGGUGAGACUGUUCCGACUGGAAAUCAUUUGAUCAGAUUGUACGUUCACGAAGCAACAAGAGUGUAUUCGGAUAAAUUAAUCAAUGCUGAAGAUGUAAAAGCCUUUCAGCAAUUGCUGAAGGAGUCGCUUCGCAAAAAUAUUUCUGAAAUCGACGAAAAUAUUGUCUUUGCUGGACCAAUAAUAUAUUGUCAUUUUGCGGAAGGAAUCGGUGAACCAAAAUAUAUGCCAAUAAAAGAUUGGCAACAAUUGACCAAGUUACUAGAUGAAGCUCUGGUUAAUUAUAACGAACUGGUAGCGGCAAUGAAUCUGGUUUUAUUCGAAGAUGCUAUGUACCAGGUUUGUCAAAUAAAUCGCAUUCUGGAGUCACCAAGAGGAAACGCAUUGCUUGUUGGUGUUGGAGGAAGCGGAAAGCAAUCUCUUUCUAGCCUUGCGUCUUUCAUUGCAGGUUUAGAGGUUUUUCAGAUACAAUUACGAACAGGUUAUUCGAUGACUGAUUUAAGAGGCGAUUUAUCAGGUUUAUAUCUGAAAUCUGGAUUGAAAGGAAUCGGAAUAACUUUCGUGAUGACUGAUUCUCAUAUCGCCGAUGAAAAAUUUCUGGUACUUAUAAACGAUAUGCUCGCCUUCGGCGAAAUCUCCGAAUUAUUCGCCGAUGAUGAGGUAGAUAAUAUCGUGAACGCCUUAAGAACUGAGGUAAAACAAACCGGCAUGAUGGACACCAAAGAAAAUUGUUGGAAAUUUUUCAUCAAUCGAGUUCGAAAUUUGUUAAAAUGCAUUCUUUGCUUUUCUCCCGUUGGUGCAACAUUACGAAACAGGGCUAGACAGUUUCCAGCAAUCGUAAACAACACUUCGAUCAAUUGGUUUCAAAGCUGGCCACAGGAUGCUUUGAGAUCCGUUUCCACCAGGUUCUUAGAAGAAUUAGAAGACCUUCCAAAAAAAUACAAGCCAUCAGCUUCUUUGUUCAUGUCAUACGUGCAUACUAGCGUUAAUGAUAUAUCUUCGCUUUAUUUACAAAACGAGAGAAGAUACAACUACACGACUCCAAAAACGUUUUUGGAGCAAAUUUCUUUGUACUCGAAGUUGCUUGUGGAAAGAACCUACGACGUAAAAGCGAUGAUAGAGAGAUUGAAAAACGGCCUGGAAAAGCUGGAAUCUUGCGCUGGCCAAGUAAGCGAAUUAAGAGUGGUGUUAGCAGCCCAAGAAAUCGAAUUAAAAAAGAAGAAUGAAAUUGCAGAUAAAAUUCUUGCCGAAGUCCGAGCAGAGAAUACUAAAGCCGAAGGGGAAAAAGCUAUUGUGUCCGAGGAAGAGGCAAAGGUAGCUGAAAUAAAAGAAACAGUAGCAGAGAGACAAAGGAGAUGCGACGAGGAUUUAGCAAAAGCAGAGCCUGCAGUUCGACAAGCUGAAGCUGCUCUUGACACAUUAAAUAAAAACAACUUGACAGAACUAAAAUCCUUUGGAACGCCACCGGAACAAGUAGCGAUGGUGGCACAAGCUGUUUUAGUUUUAUUUUCCCCCAGAGGUCAAAUUCCAAAAGAUAGAAGUUGGAAAGCGUGCAAAGCGAUGAUGGGACAUGUUGACACAUUCCUCUCGCAACUUCGAAAUUACGACAAAGAGAACAUUCAUCCUGAAGUAGUCAAGGCUAUCCAACCUUAUAUCAACAACAAAGGUGGGCAGUAAUUCAUAAAUUUUAAUACACUACUAUUUUACAAUUCAGUAAAAUUGUAAAAUUGAGUAAUUUACAAUCAGUAAAAUUAAUGAAGUCAAUAAAAUUAAUAUACAAUAGAACUUCGUUUAUCCAAACAAAUGAAUCCUGAGCCUCCAUUAUCCGAGCUAGGCUCAAGAGUAACCUCGUAAUAUGUGCAAUCGGA
This is a messenger RNA of Bombus impatiens (common eastern bumble bee), 2177 nucleotides long. Its product is annotated as dynein beta chain, ciliary-like. Bases 1 to 1986 code for a protein of 661 amino acids. Gene Ontology annotation, cellular component: dynein complex. Lineage: Eukaryota; Metazoa; Arthropoda; Insecta; Hymenoptera; Apidae. The record is from RefSeq and is a predicted model, not a curated record. The transcript has 11 exons. Gene Ontology annotation, biological process: microtubule-based movement. Gene Ontology annotation, molecular function: dynein light intermediate chain binding; minus-end-directed microtubule motor activity; dynein intermediate chain binding.